Molecule: messenger RNA, 1708 nt
Organism: Nymphalis io (European peacock)
Lineage: Eukaryota; Metazoa; Arthropoda; Insecta; Lepidoptera; Nymphalidae
Product: arylsulfatase I
Exons: 12
Coding region: 69-1679 (536 amino acids)
Source: RefSeq, a predicted model, not a curated record
UGACAUUAAUUAUUAUACAAGCCGGUGUCCGUCCGUGUACACAAAUCACUAGAACCUGUAUCGCCGCGAUGUUAUUUCUAACAGUUUUUUUUAUUUUGUUGUCCCUUUGCAAAAGUGAAAGACCUAACAUCGUAUUCAUUAUAGCUGACGAUUUGGGAUGGAAUGACGUUGGUUUUCACGGACUGAAUCAAAUACCAACUCCGAAUAUGGACGCGUUGGCUUCGUCCGGCAUCAUAUUGCACAACUACUACGUGACCCCCAUAUGCACGCCGUCCAGAUCUGCGAUGAUGACCGGCAAAUAUCCCAUACAUACUGGUAUGCAACACACUGUCAUAUUUGGCGCUGAACCGAGAGGGUUACCGUUGUCUGAGAAAAUUUUACCGCAAUAUCUCAAAGACUUAGGCUAUAAAACCCACCUGGUAGGUAAAUGGCACCUCGGUUCUUAUAAGAGAGAAUACCUGCCGAUGAACAGAGGAUUUGACAGCCACGUCGGAUUUUGGUCAGGAAAGAUAGAUAUGUACGAUCAUACAAAUCAAGAAAAAAAUUACUGGGGAUUUGAUUUCAGAAGAGGUUUUACAAUUGCUCAUGAUUUAUUCGGACACUAUGCAACUGAUAUAUACACAAAUGAAGCUGUUAAGGUUAUUAAUUCUCACAACAAGAGCGAACCACUGUUUCUGAUGGUAUCUCAUUCGGCUGUGCACAGCGGCAACCCCAGCGAGCCGUUAAGAGCACCUGAAGUGUUGCUGUCCAACUUUACACAUAUAAAAGACUUUCAAAGACAAAAAUUUGCAGCUGUAUUAACGAAGUUAGAUGAAUCAGUGGGUGAAGUAGUGGAGGCGCUGCAGUCUCGAGGGCUCUUGGAGAACAGUGUUAUAAUCUUCACCACUGAUAACGGAGGACCGGCAGAAGGAUUCAAUGAUAACAGAGCGUCGAACUAUCCAUUGAGGGGUGUAAAAAAUACACUAUGGGAAGGAGGCGUUAGGGGUGCCGGUUUUCUAUGGAGUCCUCUAAUUGAGAAAAAGUCUCGUAUUGCCAAACAAAUGUUUCAUUUAGUUGACUGGCUACCAACGUUGUUGAACGUUGCGGGAAUGAAUGUCAGCUCACUCCAAGGUUUAGACGGAAUAGAUCAAUGGGAAUCAUUAUCAAAAGAUCUAAAGUCGGAAAGGGUCUCCAUUCUCCACAAUAUCGAUGACACCUACGGAAGUGCCGCAAUUACAGUUGACAAGUGGAAAUUACAUAAGGGUACUAACUACAACGGCGCUUGGGACGGCUGGUACGGACCGAGGGGACGCGAGGGGGACUACGCCUCACGCGCCGUGCAGGACGCGCGCGCCGCACGUGCUCUUAACGAACUUGGACUGAUGCCCGACCUCGACACCAUAUUAAAACUGAGAGAAGAAGCAACCGUGAAAUGCGACACCAGUCGGCACAUAGCCUGUAAUCCCUUGAAAUCUCCUUGUUUAUUCAACAUCGAAGAAGAUCCAUGUGAAAUGAGGAAUCUUGCCGAUGCGGAACCGACAAUUUUAAGAAGCAUGCUAGAAGAAUUAGAGAAAAUGAACAAAACAGCGAUCCCACCAAACAAUAAGCCUUUAGAUCCUCACGGAGAUCCCAAAUUUUGGGGUCGGAUUAUAACGAAUUUCGGAGACUACGAAAAUUUAAACGCAAACACUCUGUGUUAACUAUUUAAAUGAUUUUACCCAAAAUAUUA